This is a messenger RNA of Colossoma macropomum (tambaqui), 2397 nucleotides long. RefSeq names its product tripartite motif containing 101 (gene trim101). Gene Ontology annotation, molecular function: zinc ion binding. The record is from RefSeq and is a predicted model, not a curated record. The coding region runs from base 223 to 1938 and encodes 571 amino acids. Lineage: Eukaryota; Metazoa; Chordata; Actinopteri; Characiformes; Serrasalmidae. The transcript is spliced from 11 exons.
ACAUUUACAGUUUGACUACCAGAGCCCUACUGCCCUGGAGCGGCACAGGGGGCAAAGCAACAGAGGAACUAAUGAGAGUGGAGGGAGAAGGCCAAAAACACAAGGUUAUGAAUGCUGAGGAUGGUUAAUCACAGUCAGAUCACUGAAGAGAUUUAACAGCACACUCACCCAGAGUGUUCUUACAGCUUAGUGCUUCAUUUAGAACACCAGUGAGACACCAUCAUGUCUCUUCCACUGGACCUGAGCUCCUUCCACAGGGACGCUUCGCUGGACACUCUGGAGAAGCAGCUCAUCUGCCCCAUCUGCCUGGAGGUGUUCACCAAACCAGUGGUCAUUCUGCCCUGCCUGCACAAUCUCUGCCGGAAAUGCGCCAGCGAGCUCUACAGGCCAUCUCUGUUCCAGGUUGGGAUUGGAGGUCGCUUUCGCUGUCCAUCCUGCCGACACGAAGUUGUUCUGGACCGUCAUGGUGUUUAUGGACUCCAGCGGAACUUACUAGUGGAAAAUAUCAUUGAUGUCUACAAGCAAGAGUGUGCAAGCUCUAGGCCUCCAGCAAAACCACUGGGGCAAAUAAUCUGUGAGGAGCAUGAAGGAGAAAAGCUCAACAUUUACUGCAUCACAUGUCAGGUGCCCACCUGUUCGCUCUGUAAAGUUUUUGGGGCACACAGCACCUGUCAAGUAGCUCCUCUACCUGAGGUUUAUCAGCAGCAGAAGGCUGAACUCAGUGAUGGGAUUGGUUCUCUGGUUGCCACCAAUGAGCGCAUCCAGGCUUGCAUAAAUGACCUAGAGGAGAUCUGUAGGAAUAUUGAGGAGAGCGGCAGAAACCAGAAGCAGACACUGUGUGAGAAGUUUGAUCGAAUGUGUGCCAUCUUGGAAGAGAGGCGUAAGAUCAUGGUACAGCAAAUCACGUAUGAGCAGGAUGAAAAGACUGGCUGGGCCCGAAGCCUGAUCCAAACCUACAGCGAACAUGUUGACACCAACUCAAAGUUGGUGCAGACAGCCUUGAAUGCCAUGGAAGAGUCCGAGAUGGCUGCAUUUCUGCAGGCCUCAAAAAGCCUAAUUGAAAAGGUCAGUGAGGCAACCAACUGUGCCCCAACGGAGACCUUAGUGCCUGGAUAUGAAAACAUGGAUCACUAUAAGGUUGAUUUCAAUGCCGAGGAGAGGGCACUCUACCAGCUGGAUUUCCUCCAACCUGAAGAAGAGAUUGAAGAGAUUCCAGAGGAACCAGAAGCAGAAUCAGACCCUGAGCUAGAGCCAGAGCCAGAGUAUGAAGUAGAGCCUGAGCCAGAGCACAGUCCGGUACAGAGUCCUGUGCCAGAACAGGAUCUGAAGCCAGAAAGCUUGGAGAUAAAGGCAGUUGAGUCUGAGAUAAGAGAGGAAACCCAAGUACAAACAGAAACAAAAAAAGACAUCCUUUGUGAGAAAAACGGGCUGAGCACCACACAGGCCCAGCCAGAGUUAGAGUGUAAGGAACAAGAUGCAGGUGGUUUGGGGAACCAGAGCUUGCUUGUUCAAGCAGAUGAAGAAACCAAACUCUAUCCAAGCUGGUACAGGCCCAACAGCCAAAUGCUUAGCUCAAACCUAGCACUGCCUCAAGAUGCCCUGCAGGCUCCUGACCGUUCACCCCAACCAGUAAAGGAAGCCCCAGUUCAAUGCCCUUUCCAGCAGUCACAAACACCUCUGUCCAUGUGGAUGAGUGGCAGCCUCAUGCCUGUGUUCACUGAGAAACAUGAAAACCCUGAAAGGGCUCAGUUUGGGAGGGACUCUGUGGAUAGUCCCCAUGGGCAUUUGGCAGAGGUUAAGGACAUUUCUGAUUCUACCAGCAAGGAUAGGGUGACUUCAUUGUCUCUGCAGGCCAUCACCCUUGUCUUUUACGUCCUGACCUUUCUGGUCAUCCUCCAGAGGGUAUGGGGGAACAUUCAGUGCUUCCUAGGCACAUAGCACUGCGGGGAAGUUCAGCUUUCAGACUGCAGCUGCAGAGAGCCCAGCGGUGGGGCCCGGCUCUCCUACUGUCACGAGUGAGUCGACUCGUCUCAGCUUCUCCUUCUCCUGGCUUAACCCUCUUGCCAAGAAGAAGUGAUCACUCCAAUCAGUGAGAGGCUGUGGGGCCCAGGAGCCAUUUUGGUCUAUAGCGGCCUAUAAAGCAGGCCAUGGGUUUUACCUUAGGGUGAACAAAACAAUGUCCAAAGGCCUCGGCCAACAGUCCUGUUAUAAUUUGAUCAAAUGCCAGCACCAGCUAUUAGUAAAUAAUGGUGAAGUCUUAAAUUAUGCAUUUCUGUUUGUUUUUGGGGGGUUUUUUGGAUUAAAAUUCAACCACAGCUUCAGCCUGAGGCCAAAACUUCACAUACCUUGUAUUGGUAGUUCUGAAAUGAUUUAGCUGUUUUUGCAGUUUGAAAACAG